CGUAUUCCUCCGCAGGCAUUGGUUGUUUCCUUGAGGGUGUCAUUUUUAGGUCGUGAAGAUCACUGCCUGUGUUUAUACUCUCUUACACAGGUUUAGUCCUCGUAGACCUGGUCUAGAAAUUUACACCUCAGCUUAGGCUUUGGGUCGGAAGAUCUGGCUUAGUAUGGUUGUAGUUGUAGGAGAUCUGUGUAAGUUUGACAUAUUUACGCGCGCGCAUCGUUCCUGAUGUAUAGGUGAGCGGUCGGGCCUGUCCAUGGUGCUGAAACUGACCUGUACACAUCACGGAUGAGCUUCACUUUGAGGAACUGUACGAGAACAUUUUCAACAAAGCUGAAUUGAAGUGAACGACACAAGGAUCUGAUAAAAAAGAAAAGAAAAUCAGUGAUAAAUACUGAGCAGACUUUUUGGUAUCUCUGUUGGGACAGGAUCAAAAGGAUUUUUGCGUUUUUGAGAGAGAUUUUUUUGACAAUAACGAGCAAUGAUUUGAUCUGAAUGUGGAUUUUUUUACGCCUCUGUAUUACCAAAAUCACAGCAGUUCAGAAAGAACAAAUGCACAUUUGAUACCAAUUUGAUUCCGUAUCGUAAUUGCGAUGGAGGUAUCAACAAACGGGUCAAGCUUUGGUAUCGAGUCUAUACUUUCUCACAGACCAAGCAGUCCGUGCAGGUCUCCGGCGCAGUUGAGCACGCGAUCGGACAUGGACAGCGACUGCUCGUCACCUCCGUCACCUAGACGGAGCUCGGUGGACGAUUCGGUGCAGAGACAUGCUCGCACUCUCGGACUGGACUCUCCUUUACAAAUAUCCCAGCAGCCGCGAACGGUAACGUCUUCGUUUUUCAUCAGAGAUAUUCUGGCGGACUGCAAACCUCUGGCAACAUGUGCUCCUUAUUCCAGUAAUGGACAGCCAGCCCAAGAUGCUGAGGACUGUAUGGAUAAACUUCACAGCAACUCGUCUUCGGAGAGUGAAUUUAGGGUGAAAGAUGAAGCUGAACGAGAAAUCUCCAGUAGUAGGGACAGCUCGAGCUCGCGACUGAAGAAGCCACGUAAAGCCCGCACUGCGUUCACUGAUCACCAGCUGGGGCAGCUUGAGCGGAGCUUCGAGCGUCAGAAAUACCUGAGUGUACAGGACAGAAUGGAGCUGGCAGCAUCUCUCAACCUCACAGACACACAGGUCAAAACCUGGUACCAAAACCGCAGGACGAAGUGGAAGCGGCAGACAGCAGUUGGACUUGAGCUUCUCGCUGAAGCGGGAAAUUACUCAGCACUUCAGAGAAUGUUCCCAUCACCAUAUUUUUACCCACAAAGUUUAGUCUCAAACCUCGACCCGGGACCAGGGUUGUAUUUAUACAGAGGACCAUCAGUGCCUCCGCCACCCGUUCAACGGCCUCUUGUACCGAGGAUCCUCCUGCACGGUCUUCAGGGCGCGGGAGAUCCAGUAUCUCUAUCUGGAGUGAUACCUCGACACACGCCGCGAUGAACGCAUCCAACCUGUCACAGCUCCAAACUCAGGAACAACGGGGUUGCGCUUGGACAAACCCAUGUAACAAAAACUAAACGCGCAAUAAUAGACUUUCCAAAUGACUCUCUGACCAAAUGGUGAAUUCUAACUAUUUAUUAAACGUUAAAAUGCUAAAGAGACAUUACCAGAAAAGCAUUUGACGAGGUUCUGAAAAGACCUUACCAUGAACCUUAUGAAACUGUGACAGUUCUCGGAUCAGACAUUUGCUUUUCCCUAAGAAACGACGUCGUUUAUUUACACACAAAACCAUGACGCAAGCAAACCAAAAUAAACAUUCAAAUAGCAUUAGUAGACACAGUAAUUUCAUCACAAUGAUAUGCAAUUAUGAACAAUUAUUAUUUGGGAUUUUUUUAUUUUACCUUAGAAUAAACAUUCGUUUCACGAACAGGAGCAACAACAAUAAAACCACUAGUAAUAAUGUGUUGCAUAUGUAAUUUGUCACAAAUAAUUAUAAUUGUCUUAUUGCUUAACAUUGUCAUCACUAUUGGAAUAUUAUACUAAAAUGUGAGAGUUUUCUUAAUGCACAGAUGAGCGCAAACAUCAUUUCAGCCCUGCAGCCUUUUCAGAUAUUUAACACGUCUUUGUGGAAAUUGUUGUGUUGUACAGUACAGUUAAACAGACGCCAAAAAUACUUUUUUUAAAUAAAAACUGUGAAUUUGUCAUA
Messenger RNA from Paramisgurnus dabryanus, 2181 nucleotides. RefSeq names its product BarH-like homeobox 1a (gene barhl1a). Gene Ontology annotation, biological process: regulation of DNA-templated transcription. NCBI's taxonomy places the organism in Eukaryota, Metazoa, Chordata, Actinopteri, Cypriniformes, Cobitidae. The record is from RefSeq and is a predicted model, not a curated record. Gene Ontology annotation, molecular function: DNA-binding transcription factor activity, RNA polymerase II-specific; DNA binding.